GAAGCUCCUCCCAAAAAGUCACCUUUCGUGUUUUGCACACAUUAGUCAUUCCAUAAAUUACUGGACAGCUUUGAGUAAUAAUUUUAAAGUUAAAUCAACAGUUUCAGUCAACUGUUUCGAAUCUACAUCAGAGCUCGAAAUCGUAUCUAACUGAAAAAGGCCGUCUUCAUCGGAUUAAAGCGCUAAUCGCCAAGAGAAAAUUGUGCAAUGGACAGCAAGGGAAGGAAUGUAAUUGUUUGCGAUAAUGGAACCGGAUUCGUGAAAUGCGGAUAUGCCGGCAGCAAUUUUCCGGCGCACAUUUUCCCAUCUAUGGUUGGCAGGCCAAUUAUCCGUGCGGUCAACAAAAUUGGUGAUAUCGAAGUUAAGGAUUUACAUGUCGAUGAUGUUGAAGCUACUACGACAUUGCCAGAUCUUAUGGUUGGCGAUGAAGCAUCACAGCUGCGGUCAUUGCUCGAGGUUUCCUAUCCCAUGGAGAAUGGUGUAGUUCGCAACUGGGAGGACAUGUGUCACGUAUGGGAUUAUACGUUCGGAUCGAAGAAAAUGAACAUCGAUCCUACAAACACGAAAAUCCUGCUUACCGAACCACCCAUGAAUCCCACUAAGAACCGUGAAAAAAUGAUCGAAGUCAUGUUCGAAAAGUACGGGUUCGACUCUACCUACAUCGCUAUUCAGGCAGUCUUGACCCUGUAUGCCCAAGGAUUGAUAAGCGGUGUUGUGAUAGAUUCUGGUGACGGUGUGACUCACAUAUGUCCGGUGUAUGAGGAAUUCGCGUUACCACAUCUCACGCGCCGCCUGGAUAUCGCAGGACGAGAUAUCACCCGGUAUCUUAUCAAGCUUCUACUCCUCCGAGGCUAUGCUUUUAAUCAUUCCGCGGAUUUUGAAACCGUCCGCAUGAUGAAAGAGAAGCUGUGCUACAUAGGAUACGAUAUCGAGAUGGAACAGAGGCUGGCGCUGGAAACAACUGUGUUGGUUGAGUCGUACACGCUUCCUGAUGGGCGUAUAAUUAAGGUUGGUGGCGAGCGCUUCGAAGCACCGGAAGCAUUGUUCCAACCGCAUUUGAUUAACGUUGAGGGACAAGGUAUUGCUGAACUGGUAUUUUCCACAAUUCAGGCAGCAGAUAUUGACAUGCGGUCGGAAUUGUACAAGCACAUUGUUCUGUCGGGUGGUUCGACUAUGUAUCCAGGGUUGCCGAGUAGAUUAGAACGUGAAAUUAAGCAAUUGUACCUAGAACGGGUGCUUAAAAACGACAGCGAAAAAUUAUCCAAAUUCAAAAUUCGCAUCGAAGAUCCACCGAGACGAAAGGAUAUGGUUUUCAUUGGCGGCGCAGUUUUGGCAGAAGUAACCAAGGAUCGGGAUGCAUUCUGGAUGUCCAAGGCAGAGUACCAAGAGCAGGGACUGAACGUUCUGAAAAAACUGAGCGCCAGAACGAGCAAUUAGAUGUAAAAAAAUAUAAAUGUCAAACCUACCCUUACACGGUCAGUUUCCUCAAAUUGGAAAAACAUCAUGAAUGAUUCAAAUCAGUUUUAUAACCUUUCAAUUUUAUAUAUUUAAAACCUACUUUCACUCUGAUACGCGUUACUAAAGGCAUUUGUAAUUUGCUUUUGGCUAACGUGAUAGAAAAUUUAAUUUCUGUGAACUUAUUCUUUUAUCGCUUUAAGAUUUUAUUCGACUUUAAAAAAAGUCUAUUUGUCUAACAGUAUUCUGAAAAUGCUCCACAGCCAAGAGAAUAUGGCAUUUUGCAAAAUGCUUGUACUGAAGCUGCAACAGCCUGAGGUUCGCAGCAUUUUGCAAUUCCGUCACAUUUCGCUACUGUCUUUAGAUCGUCGAAAAAAACGAGGAAAUAUGUAAUGACCGUUUGAAUGCAUUUAUUAUGAAAUCAAUUGAAAUGACGUUGAAAGUUCGACCAUAGAUUCACAGGGACCUUCAAUAAUGUCAGUUGAGUGCGCUCUUGUUUUUUUCACUCAAUUCGCAUCAUAGAAUCAAUACUUAAACAAAUACAUUUUGUGUAAUUUGAAAAUUGAAUACAACGUAAAUGUUACACCAUCUGUAAUUUUUCUUCACUCAACUUUCCAAAUGUUUAAAAAAAAGAAACAUGCCAAGAAUUUUUAUUUGAUAGUAAAAAUAGUAUGUUAACUAUAAUUCUAAUUAUGCUGCUCAUAAUCGCAUUAUAAUAGUGUCAAUUUUUAUAUCAAAAACUGUUGUCGUUCCAUGUUCGCUUUAGUUCUGAAACAAAUUGUAUUUUUUUUUAUUACACGUCAACUAUUAAAUAAGUGUACGAUUAUGAGCAACACAAUAGUUUAUGUUUUCCUUUGGUUAAGAAAAUAAUAACAUGUAUGUUUUAGCUAGUA
Uranotaenia lowii is the source of this 2348-nucleotide messenger RNA. RefSeq names its product actin-related protein 2 (gene Arp2). Gene Ontology annotation, molecular function: actin filament binding. Lineage: Eukaryota; Metazoa; Arthropoda; Insecta; Diptera; Culicidae. Bases 208 to 1437 code for a protein of 409 amino acids. Gene Ontology annotation, cellular component: actin cortical patch; Arp2/3 protein complex. The transcript is spliced from 7 exons. The record is from RefSeq and is a predicted model, not a curated record. Gene Ontology annotation, biological process: Arp2/3 complex-mediated actin nucleation.